This is a messenger RNA of Zeugodacus cucurbitae (melon fly), 3324 nucleotides long. RefSeq lists its product as uncharacterized. The record is from RefSeq and is a predicted model, not a curated record. Lineage: Eukaryota; Metazoa; Arthropoda; Insecta; Diptera; Tephritidae.
UUUGCUGUCAUCAUUACACACAAAAACUAAUUAAAUAUUUCAAGUUAUUAACGUCACCUUCGAAAUUUUAUUAAACAAUUAUAUAAAUUUGUUAGACGUCGGCAAUGCACUUCUGGAUAGACAAACGCUCACAGCAAUGUGGUUUCGGGAGAUCUCGAGUUGCGGCCUCGCUAUCUGGCGCGGGCGGAUCGGGAGUGGGACUCAGUUUUGGACAUCCACCGCGUCGUAUAAGCGGCGGCAGUGGCAGUAAAGCCACGAGCAGCAGAAGCAACGUGCUACCAGACUGUCAUCACAGCAAUGCCGCCGGCAGCAGCGGCAGUCGCAGCCAUCAAUAUCAACAGGCGCAAUUGCAGCAUCACCAUCAAUUGCAACAGCCGCAGCCGCAACAGCAACAACAGUAUGCCAAUAACAACAAUAAUUUCAAUAGCGCCAAUAAUUGUCAACAAUCAAAUACGCACAGCAGCAAUAAUAGCAAUUAUACAGGUAAUAAUAUUAACACCGCCAAUGCAACAGCCUCAGGCGCCGCAAUGCAAUCGACCACAUCGGUGACGCUUAAUAACAAUCCCCACCAGUACAACUAUCAGCAGACGCAACAACAUGGCAGUGGCCAUAUACCGAACCAUCAUGCGUCUGGCAACAACAAUCUGAUGAACAACAACAAUGCGAGCACUUCUACGUCCACGGGUACAGCCGGUGAUGUGCGCGGCACCACAGCAGCAACGCAAGAUUUCAAUCAACGCGCCGGUGCACUGCUACAAAAUAAUGUAGACACACCGAAUGCGGCGCUGUACCAGCAACACGGCAAUCAGUGCUACGAUAUGCGCAGCUAUCAUCAUCCACAGUUUGGUAAUAUGUCAGUGCGGCACUAUCAGUAUUCGGGCCGGAAUUGUAAUGGGCAGCCAGCGCAUGUCAGCGCAAAUCCCCCGACGCAUGCAUAUCGUAAUGGCAAUAACAGCGGCGGCACAAGAACAAUAGUUGGCGCUGCACAUACGCAGCACAUGGACCAAAUGGCUUACCGACAACAACAUGGUUACAGUCACUCUGCUGCAGCGUGCGCUCAGUCGCAUGAGUCUGUAAUGGGCGGUUCCGCGCCCAUUUCCACUAAUACCACGAACACGGCAAGCUAUGCGGUAGCUAACACAGCGCAUCGCUACAGUUCGGCAGCCAUAAAUAUGCGCAGCAGUAACAUGACGGUGGAUGCGAACGCUGGCGAUGCUCAGCUGCUGCCUUCACACCUGAAGUGUGGCAUGUGCGCUUCGCUAGUGUUGGCCUCCGUCUUUGUGGCGGGCGCAAAAUUCUAUUUCGACCAUCAGGGUACCGGCUUGGGACUCUUGCCAAGCGGACGCAAUGCCGUGUUGGGUGCGCAACAUCAGACCGACGCCGAAAGCGCCAUACAUUAUACACGUCCACCAUAUGGUCGGCGUGAUAUCGUGAAUGCUGACGGUAGUAGUGAAUUGGUUGGCUCAGAUGAUAUACAUGGCGCACCAUUGUGUGGACAAUUGCAAUUGAUUGAAGAUGCGGCAAGUGCCGGACCGCCACCAUAUCAUAUAGCAAUAUACUUUCCGGAGACCGAGAGCCAUGGAAAGGGCAAAGACGCACCGAUAGAUGACGAAUCACCGCCGCCGUCCUAUGAUAAAAUACUUAUCUAAAUCUAUACACUGCAUAGUAAUCAUAUUUGGGGAAUGUAGUAGAGAGUUUUUCGGCCAAAAAGUAUGAGCAUUUUUUUGUCGCAUUGUUGAAAUCAUAUUCCCAUUUUUCCAAUUUAUUUAUUGUAUUUCGAGAAAUAGACGAUUAGGUAAAUUCGUAAUCAGUUGCAAGCGAAUCCGAUGAAUUUUUCAUGAAGCGUCCGCCAUAUUUAUUCCGACAUUUUUAAUUUUGAAACACCGACACCGGAUUCGUAAUCUGUGACCCCGGAAAUCCCCGAGUAGCGAGUUUCAAGCGCAUCCGAUGAAUUUUUCAAAAAAGCGUCCGCCGUAUUGGUUAUGUCAAAACCUUGAUCUGAUGAAUUAAAUUUACCACGAAUUUGAAUUUUGGGGUCACUGAAACAUAAGCCAUACAUAGUAAGACCCCCAGAUCAGAACGAAAAUUUUUUUGUGUUGCUGUGUAAUCUUCCAUUUUGCUUUCCCGAGUAGCGAGUUUCAAGCGAAUCAGAUGAAUUUAAAAAAAGCGUCCGCUGUAUUGGUUGUUUGAGGUUAUGCCAAAACCAUGAACUAAUGAUAUUAAAUUUACCACGAAUUCGGAUUCAGCGAUCCCAAAAACAUAAGCCAUACAUAGUAAAACCUCCAGAUCAGAACGAAAAUUUUUUUGUGUGGCUGUGUAAUCUUCCAUUUUGCUUCUUGUGGAGGACUGCCGGUAAAAGACGGCAGUUAUAUAGUAUUAUUGUUAUUUUAAUAUAAUUAUAAUGAGCGUCACACCUCUUCUUGAACGACAUUUUUUUCAUUUCUUUUAUACAUAUAUGAACAUCACAAAUAUAUUUCCAUGCCGUUUAAACUGCUUCGCGUCAUCUCUCUCUCUCUCUCUCUCUAACUACAAACUCUCUAAUGUCUACAUGUAUUUUUAUGUAUGCUCAAUAUUUUUAUAUACACUUUUUUAUUCAAACUAAACUUCUACACAAUAAUCUAUAAUAAUAUACAUAAAUAUAUAUAUAUAUAUAUAGUAUAUACGAAUGCUCACAUAGUGUAAAUAAGCGAUAAGUACACAUACAUAUAUCAAUCUAUUAAAAAAACAAUAAAAAGUUUAUUAUAAAUCAUUAAAAGUAAUAUAAUAAGUUUGUGGAAUGUAUUGUGUACUGGUGUACAUAUUAUAAGCUAAAAGCUGAAUUUAAUUCAAUUAUCAGAUAUACAAAAAAAAUUAAAAUUUGAAUUGAAUAACAAACUACGAAAAUAUAUUUAACAAUUGCAAUAUAUACAUAUGUUGACAUUUAUGUAUGUAUACAUAUAUACAAAAUAAUGCUCUACAGGUGUAUCUAUUUGUAGCAUUGUUGAGGUGAACAUUAAAUCUAUAACUUCAUGAAAUUGAUAUUUGCCAAAUUUAUAAAACCAACAAAUAAUAUUAAAAAGCAAGAAAUUAACCAAAAUUUCUAUUUUGAAAACAAAUUGUGUUUGUAAGCAUAGCUUUAAGUGAGAUGUUGUAAGAACGUCAUAUGAAUACUGCGAUUGGAAACUUUCUAUAAUUUGAACAAAAAAGACCUGUCAUUUGGUUCUGUGAUAUGAUAUUUACGAGUAAAACUAAUAAUACAGUAAAACCUAACUACAAAUAAACAAUGAUAUAUCCAAUAAACAUACAUAUAUGUAUAAGAAAUACACAAUAUUAUACAAAUAGUUA